ACCCAGCAGGAUGCCGGCCCCCGUGGCUCUCCUCAGCUCCCCGGCGCUGCUCCGCUGCUGCUCCCGGGCUCUGGCCAGGCCGGUGUCCGUGGCUGUGCUCAGCAGGCCUGAGGAGAGCGCCCAGCUGGGACCCCGCUGCUGGGACCCACUGCUGGGACCCACUGCUGGGACCCACUGCUGGGACCCCACUGCUGGGACCCCGCUGCUGGGAACCCAAAUCCCUAUUCCCGAUUUCCCUGGCCCGUUCCCUGCCCCAUUCCCCAUUCCCUGGCCCGUUCCCGUUCCCAUUCCCGGUUUCCCCGGCAGGAACCCGUCUCUGAAGCAGCAGCUCUUCUCCUACGCCAUCCUGGGCUUCGCGCUGUCCGAGGCCAUGGGGCUCUUCUGCCUCAUGGUGGCAUUCCUGAUCCUCUUCGCCAUGUGACAGCUCCUCUCCCGACAGUAAACCACGGAAUUCCCUCCGGAAUCGCU
Lonchura striata (white-rumped munia) is the source of this 468-nucleotide messenger RNA. Lineage: Eukaryota; Metazoa; Chordata; Aves; Passeriformes; Estrildidae. The record is from RefSeq and is a predicted model, not a curated record.